CAUUAAAAAAAAAAGCUUUGAUAGUUACGGGCAGUGCGGGGGGUUGUACUUCGUCUGUUAUUUUCAUUAAAUAUUUCAAUAUAAAUAAUAUUUUAAGUAGAAAUAAUAUAAACUAAGUAAAAUGGAUGAGAAAGGAAGAAAAGUCAUUGUUUGCGACAACGGCACAGGCUUCGUGAAGUGUGGAUAUGCGGGGAGCAACUUCCCAGCCUUCAUUUUCCCGUCGAUGGUCGGUCGGCCGAUCAUCAGGGCGGAGAAUAAGAUCGGAGACAUUGACGUAAAGGCUUUCAAUCAGGAGGAUGUGGAAGUUAUGGACUUAAUGGUUGGAGAUGAAGCAUCCAAACUCAGGUCUAUGCUGGAAGUCAGUUAUCCUAUGGAGAAUGGAGUGGUCCGCAACUGGGAGGACAUGUGUCACGUGUGGGACUACACGUUCGGGCCCAGCAAGAUGAACGUGGACCCCAAGGAGACCAAGAUAUUGCUCACUGAGCCACCGAUGAACCCCACCAAGAAUAGAGAGAAGAUGAUUGAGGUAAUGUUCGAGAAGUACGAGUUCGACAGCGCGUACAUCGCCAUCCAGGCGGUGCUCACGUUGUACGCGCAGGGACUCAUAUCCGGAGUGGUCGUCGACUCGGGUGACGGCGUAACUCACAUCUGCCCGGUGUACGAGGAGUUUGCGCUGCCACAUCUGACGCGGCGGCUCGACAUCGCCGGCAGGGAUAUCACCCGGUAUCUCAUCAAGCUGCUCCUCCUCCGAGGGUACGCGUUCAACCACUCGGCGGACUUCGAGACGGUGCGCAUGAUGAAGGAGAAGCUCUGCUACAUCGGGUACAACAUCGAGCAGGAGCAGCGACUGGCGUGGGAGACCACCGUGCUCGUGGAGCCCUAUGUUUUACCAGACGGCCGUGUGAUCAAAGUGGGAGGAGAGAGGUUCGAGGCCCCGGAGGCACUGUUCCAGCCACAUCUCAUCAACGUGGAGGGGCAGGGCAUCGCUGAGCUCGUCUUCAAUACUAUACAGGCGGCGGACAUAGACAUGCGCAACGAGUUGUACAAGCACAUCGUCCUGUCGGGGGGCUCCACCAUGUACCCGGGGCUGCCGUCGCGGCUCGAGCGGGAGAUCAAGCAGCUCUACCUCGAGAGGGUGCUCAAGAACGACUGCGAUAAGUUGGCUAAAUUCAAGAUCCGCGUCGAAGACCCGCCGCGACGCAAGGACAUGGUGUUCAUAGGCGGCGCCGUGCUCGCCGAGGUCUGCAAGAACAGGGACAACUUCUGGCUCUCUAGGAACGAGUACUUAGAGCAGGGUAUCUCCUGCCUAAGGAAGCUGGGUCCUCGCGCCAGUUAAUGACUGAAUCACAUACUUAACUACUUCUUAUGUAUAUAGGCGGCGAGACGGUACCGACAUAAUAUAUUCAAUCUUAUUACUAUGAUAUAAGACUUAAAAUAAUUUGAAAGACACCAUUUUUAAAUAGAAACUAAUUUAACUUUCCUCAUGAAUCACUCUCUAAUUAACUGCUAUACUCAGAGACAUUUAAUGAUUACUUAAACUAUUCCUUAGUAAUGAUUUUGUUUCGAAAACAAUUGCUAUAGACUGUUAAGUAACCAUUAAAUAACUCUGAGUGCGGUAGUAAGACAGUUUAGUAGCUAAUUAUGUUUUACAGCUUGACUCGACUAGUUUCGAGCCACACUCGGGGCUCAUAGUUAUGAGCAGAAUAGCGCAACUCUUACUUUUUCCAGUUAUCUAGUUAAAAAGUUACAUGGGUAGACUGUAAAACACAAUUAUUGUUUUUUUUUAGUUAUUCACGAUCAGAUAUCGUUAAAUUGUCGUGUAUCAGCCGCCAUAACGAUUCAAAGUAUUCCGUUAUUUUAUUUCGAUUGUAAGUCUAGCUUGUAUAGAAUCAAUGAUUUUAUUAUUUCUAUUAUUAUAAAUAAAUAAAUAAAUAAUUUUUGUAUAUCAACUUUUAAUAUUAAUGUCCUUUUUGUUUAAAAUUUCCAUUGUUUUAAAAAGUUUGGGCAUAGUAUGUUGGUAAAUAUGAUAAAAAAACAAUGUUUUGUAAUCACGAUCUCGAAAACAGCUGUAACGAAUGAGAUGAAACUUUGCAAUAUUAGGUAGAUGGAUGUCAAGAUAUGCUAAAUUAAAUUUAUACAUGUAAACAGUUUUUUCACUCACUAAUUCAGUUUAUUGUUUUGUACUAAACUUGAAAAAUGUAUCGAAAGAAUUGUAUCUGUACUGUGGAUUUCUUUAUAGGAAGGUAUCGUAAUAUAUCUGGGUUUAAAAUUAGUUUUGUAUUUUAAUUUAGCCGAGUUGAACUUAGCAAUUUAGCCCAAGUUUGUCUUAUAAAGUUAAAAAAAAAUGUUUCAUUUUUUUAACACAAACCAAUAUACUAUGCACAAACUUUAAUUUAUAAUGCAUUUAAAUGUAACAUAUAACCGCCGUACUCAGAGUCAUUUAAUGGUUACUUAACCCAGUCCUUAGUUUCCAGUUUUCGGAACAAAAUCGUUAUUAAGGAACAGUUUAAGUAAUCAUUAAAUGUAUCUGAGUGCGACAGUAAGACCCUUACCAAUAACUUAUUAAAAAUGUAAUCAAGAGAUUAAAAAAACUGUAGUUAGACAUUGAUUUCAAUCUUAGAUAAUAGAAAAUCGACAAUUUGUACUCUAUUUUAAGUUUUUCACCAUCACUGGUGAUUUCUUAGCAAUAAUCCCCACGCUUGGCAGUCAGAUUGGGGAUCACUGAUCACCGAAAAUUUAAAGGAUGGUGCUGCCCGUACCGAAGAUGUGUGACUUUUAUUUAUAAUUAAAAUGUGAGAAAAUUAGGUGAAGGAUUGCUGUUUUAGUGAAAAUUAAUAAAAUUUUAAUAAAAUAAAAAAUAUACUCGGUUUUCGGUUAUUGUGAGACUGCUUAUAAACAAAUUGCAAUAAAUAUAAUUUGAUUAGAAACUCCUAUAUUUUGGAAUCUGUUAAAAAUCAAUCCAUAACUAACUUAUAUGGGUGAAUUACGAUCAUUUUGUUAAUUCAAUAUUUAAAUAAUUUUCAAAUAAUAGUUAAGGAAGGUAGCAACUUGACUAGUUUCAGUAGCAGCGCGUCAAUCGCACAAUUAAAUAAUACAUUAUUUUCAAUAACUUUUUCAAAAUCUUAAACUAUUUCUUCCCUACUAAAGUAUGAUAUGAAAACUUCAGUCAAAAUAAUGUCACAAUGCUCAGGUAACUGCCAAACAGACGAAUGAAUAAUGUAAAUGUAAUAAUAAUAAUAAAUGAUUGUAUGAUUUUGUAAUUACACAACGUAAAAUAAAAUAAUUAUAUACCUAAA
Molecule: messenger RNA, 3296 nt
Organism: Spodoptera frugiperda (fall armyworm)
Lineage: Eukaryota; Metazoa; Arthropoda; Insecta; Lepidoptera; Noctuidae
Gene: Arp2
Product: actin-related protein 2
Exons: 12
Coding region: 122-1336 (404 amino acids)
Biological process (GO): Arp2/3 complex-mediated actin nucleation
Cellular component (GO): Arp2/3 protein complex; actin cortical patch
Molecular function (GO): actin filament binding
Source: RefSeq, a predicted model, not a curated record